Messenger RNA from Scedosporium apiospermum, 933 nucleotides. Its product is annotated as NmrA-like family protein. The record is from RefSeq and is a predicted model, not a curated record. The transcript is spliced from 2 exons. Lineage: Eukaryota; Fungi; Ascomycota; Sordariomycetes; Microascales; Microascaceae. The coding region runs from base 1 to 933 and encodes 310 amino acids.
AUGUCUCGAGCAAUUCUAGUAACUGGUGCCACAGGCAAGCAAGGCGGCGCUGUGAUCAACACGUUGAUCAGGAACAAUGCAGGCUUUAGGAUCCUCGCCCUAACCAGGGACGUAAAUUCGCGGUCCGCUCGGAGACUAGCGGCCAAGUCUCCACAUGUCAAGCUGGUUCAGGGCAACCUAUCAGAUCCGGAGGGGAUCUUUGCCGCAGCCAAAGCGGCGACGACAGCACCCAUCUGGGGCGUGUUUUCUGUGCAGGUGGCCAUUGGCUUUGCACAAGGAGACGCCGAAUUCACCCAGGGUAGGGAUAUGAUCGAUGCAUCCGUGAAAGCCGGCGUUCAGCACUUCAUCUAUUCCUCCGUCGACCGCCAUGGCAGCGCAUCCAUCGACAACCCGACCAACAUUCCCCAUUUUAUCCACAAGCACAACAUCGAGAAACACUUGAUCGAAAGCACAAAGAAUGGAGAGAUGAGCUGGACCAUCUUGCGGCCCGUCGCUUUUAUGGAGAACUUUACCAACAACUUUUUCGGCCGCGUCUUCGCCACGACUUGGCGGAUAGCUGUAAAGGAGAAACCUCUUCAGUUGAUAGCCGUUCCGGAUAUCGGCAUUAUGGCUGCGAAAGCCUUCUUGAGCCCCGAGGAAUAUAAGAACCGUGCCAUUUCUCUUGCUGGGGAUGAGCUUACUAUCGAAAAGGCAAGCCAGAUUUUCAAAAAGCACACGGGUCGGGAUCUGCCCUGGGCCAACAGGUUGAUCUGCAACCUGAUCAUGUGGUCUAUGAAGGACUUUGGAUACAUGUUUAGGUGGUUCUACAAUGUCGGAUACGGUGCCGACAUUGAAGAGGUGAAGAAGAUUCACCCAGAUGUCAAGGAUUUCGAGACAUGGCUGGUGACGGACAGCGAGUUUGCCAACGAAAUCAAAGCUAGACAGGCUCACUAA